ACCAUCGUCUGUUUUUGUUUGUGCUAGCGACUGUCACGGAGGGUACUCGACGUUCUCUACCGCCGAAAGACGAACAAACAAGGCAGAAUUGAAUCGGAAUCGAGCUCACGGUGAUCCACUAUGGGUGCCACUUCGAGCACCGAGGCUGAGAGGGAGCCGCUUCUUGCGUCGCCCCACGCAGCGGCGAGAGGUCCGCUGCCAGUCAGCAGCCGAGUGUACGGCCGAAGAUGGCUGGUGCUCAGCCUAUUCUCCCUGCUGGCCCUCAUGCAGGGAGUGGUGUGGAACUUUUGGGGGCCCAUCCAGAACUCCGCCGCCCACGCAUUUGGCUUCACCAAGUCCGACAUCGCCGUGCUGGUUCUGUGGGGUCCGGUGGGCUUCGUCCCGUGGCUGCUGUUCAUGUGGCUGAUGGAUAAAAGAGGUCUUCGGUCGUCCCUCCUGCUGUCGGCCUUCUUAAUGCUGCUGGGGGCGGUGCUACGCAGCAUCCCGCUGUCGGACCCGGCUCUCCGACGCUGGUUAAUCCACGGGGGUCAGCUCCUCAACGGUUUAGCCGGUCCCACCAUCAUGAGCGCCGGCCCCUUCCUGUCCACCACGUGGUUCGCCCCGGACCAGAGGGCCACCGCCACCGCCGUGGCCUCGCUCUUCUCCUACCUGGGCGGGGCGGCCGCUUUUUCUGCUUCCCUUCCAGAGUUGGCUGCCAUCGCCACGCUGUUUGUGGCCGUCCUCUUCUACUUCCCCUCGCGGCCGCCGCUUCCCCCCAGCGUGGCCGCCGCGAGCCAAAGGCUCAGCUACAGGAGCAGCAUCUGCAGACUCCUCAGUAACCUCCGCUUCCUGAUGAUAGCGCUGGCGUACGCCGUGCCCACUGGAGUCAUCGCCGGCUGGGCGGGCGUCCUUGACAUGAUCCUCACGCCGGCCAAUGUCAGCCAGGUGGAUGCGGGCUGGAUCGGGUUCUGGUCCACGGUGGGCGGCUGUGUUUUCGGGGUGGCCAUGGCCAGGUUUGCGGACUCCAUCCGUGGGAUGCUGAAACCGAUCCUGGUUCUGAUGCUGGCCGGGGCCUCGCUGUCGUCCACCUGGUUCACGCUCACCUGCCUCAGCAGGCUCACGCACCUCCCCUCCAGCGCGGCCAUCUUGUACACGUCGUGCAUCCUGGUGGGCAUCUUCAUCAACAGCAGCGUGCCCAUCUUCUUCGAGCUCUUCAUCGAGACGGUGUACCCGGUCCCCGAAGGCAUCACCUGCGGCGUGGUCACCUUCCUGGGCAACCUCGUCACCGGCCUGCUCCUCUUCUUCCUCACCUUUUACUGUACAGAGUUGUCGUGGCUGAACUGGUGUCUGACGGGCUCGUGCAUCUUCAGCCUGGUGCUCAUCCUGUUUUUCCGCGAGUCGUACGACCGCCUCUACCUGGACGUCUUUGUCUCGGUGUAACGGGACGGA
Molecule: messenger RNA, 1428 nt
Organism: Hippocampus comes (tiger tail seahorse)
Lineage: Eukaryota; Metazoa; Chordata; Actinopteri; Syngnathiformes; Syngnathidae
Gene: slc49a4
Product: solute carrier family 49 member 4
Exons: 9
Coding region: 121-1419 (432 amino acids)
Cellular component (GO): membrane; intracellular membrane-bounded organelle
Source: RefSeq, a predicted model, not a curated record